Messenger RNA from Fusarium oxysporum Fo47, 2345 nucleotides. RefSeq names its product WD40-repeat-containing domain protein. Gene Ontology annotation, biological process: regulation of DNA double-strand break processing. The record is from RefSeq and is a predicted model, not a curated record. Gene Ontology annotation, molecular function: protein binding. Gene Ontology annotation, cellular component: site of double-strand break; nucleus. Lineage: Eukaryota; Fungi; Ascomycota; Sordariomycetes; Hypocreales; Nectriaceae. The transcript has a single exon. The coding region runs from base 232 to 1938 and encodes 568 amino acids.
GGUGAGACGAUGUCUCAAUUCAUUUAGAUAUCCUUCAUCCUGAACUAAAGUAAAAGAACCGGGGCGGUGGACAACCCCAACCAGCGCCGCCCAGGCAAGGUUCAACCAGACCAGACCGCCCGACUGCCUGACUACUUCAUUCGUAAAUGACUCCCACCUCCUCACCCCCACGUAACCUCGUUCUUUCUUCCUCUUCCUCCUAUUUGGCGACCGAUAACCAAGCUGUUUGCUAUGAGUUCCGACGAUGAUUUCGAGAUCGAAGUUUCCGAACUGGCAGCAGACGAUCCUAUGAGAGCUUUCUUGCCCACAUCGUUUGGGAAGAAAUCGAAAGAAGCCGAUGUCGCAGCCCAAAUCGAAAGAAGUCGCAGAAAAGUCGCAGAAGUCAGUGGUGGAAAGAAGAAGCAAGAUUCUAGUGAUGACUCCGACAGCGACAACAGCGACGAUUCCGACCAGGAUGAAUUCCCUGUAUCACACGAGCUUGUUCUUAAAACUCAUGAUCGCGCUGUCACCACAGUCUCGCUAGAUCCAGCAGGAGGACGCUUAGCAACUGCUUCCACAGACUGUACUGUCAAGUUGCAUGAUUUUGCUUCCAUGACUCCCAGCACGCUGAGAUCUUUCCGCUCCGUCGACCCCUACGAAACGAAGGCAUCCGACGUUAACUCUCAAUCGCACCCUAUCCACCGUAUAGAAUUCAGCCCUCUCGCAGGAGGUGUCUUUCUUUGUGUGUCAGCGCAUCCCCAAGCGAAGAUACUGUCCCGGGACGGCGAUAUUAUUACAGAAUUUGUCAAGGGAGACAUGUACCUUCGUGACAUGCACAACACCAAGGGCCACAUAUCCGAAAUCACGACUGGAACCUGGCACCCCACUGAUAAGAACUUGUGCAUAACUGCGGGUACAGAUAGCACAUUGAGAAUUUGGGAUAUCAACAACAAACGGACGCAGAGAGAUGUCGUUGUGUUCAAGUCCAAAGCCGCUGGCUCUGCUGGUCGAACCAAGAUGACAGCUGUUGCAUGGGGAUCUUCACCCCAAGGAAGCAGCAACGUCCUUGUCGCAGCAGCUUUGGAUGGCUCGCUGGUCAUGUACAGUGGCAAUAGUCCUUUCUCACGACCUGCAGGAGAAAUACGCGACGCACAUAAACCGCAAACGUGGACCAGUGGCAUUGAUAUAUCGUCCGACGGUCGCAUGGUAGUCACAAGAGGAGGCGAUGAUCUGAUAAAACUCUGGGACACCCGCAAAUUCACGAAGCCUCUCGUCACAGCCGCACACACCUCAACCUCAGACCAUUUCCCUACGAGCAACAUCAAGUAUGCGCCAAACUCGACAAGCAUCAUCACGGGCUCCGUGACCGGCCAUCUCCACAUUCUGAAUCCUGGCAAUCUGCGCGCAGAACAUGUCACUGAAAUAACACCUGGGUCACCACUCAUCACAGUGGAUUGGCAUCCGAAGAUUAAUCAGAUCGUUACAGGUUCAGCUAAUGCCGAGACUCAUGUCUUGUACAACCCGCAGAUGUCGAGUAGAGGCGCUGUAGACGUCAUGUCACGAGCACCGAAGAAGCGACAUAUUGACGACAAUCCUGAAUUAACAAUGGACCAGUCUGUGGGCGUAUCUGGUGAUGCGAUUGUAGUGCCAGGUGCGACAAGAAGCUCAAAGCCAUCUGGAGUUACAGUAUCAGGCCGCUCUAAAGAUCCUCGACGCCCGCACAUUCCCCAACAGACACCAUUCCAGAAGAACCAGCCGGACGAGAAGCUCAUCGCAGAGAAUAUUCCUCUUGCGCGCAUGCUGCACGAAGAUCCGCGAGAAGCUCUACUGAAAUACGCAGACAAGGCCCAGAGUGACCCUAUGUUUACCAAAGCCUGGAGUAAGACGCAACCACAAACCCAAUACGCGGAGCUGAGCGACGAGGAAGAUGGUCCCGACAAGAAAAGGCUCAAGAGGUGAGACCACUAACACAUGCUGGAGGUUGUAGGGGGCUUAGGAUUGUGUCUGGAACAUGCAAGAGUCCAGUAAGAGCCUACGACGUCUUUAGGCCUCCCUAGCUCGUGUUACAUUACCAUCUCUAUCAUUCCGUAACAGCAUAACCACUCAGGUAAUUGCAACCUUGGAAUUUGGCGCUUUUAACGCCUUUUUACUGAGCCGAGAAUUACUGUCUAAGGCUCUGCUGGUUAUUUCUUUUCACUGAAGAUGUGUCUUUCCUUCUCCGGCCUCAGGUUUCGGAAGGACUAGAGCAACCCAUAGGUAUGGUCUCGGGUAUCACGUGCAUGUAAUCUUAAGCCAGCCAAUCCAGAAUAGAUUUUCAAUUACCUAAUACAUUUUCUUGGCUGCCUCAGGCGCAUUUGCAAACUGCC